Molecule: messenger RNA, 5116 nt
Organism: Truncatella angustata
Lineage: Eukaryota; Fungi; Ascomycota; Sordariomycetes; Amphisphaeriales; Sporocadaceae
Exons: 3
Coding region: 285-4928 (1547 amino acids)
Biological process (GO): sulfate assimilation
Cellular component (GO): sulfite reductase complex (NADPH)
Molecular function (GO): heme binding; iron-sulfur cluster binding; sulfite reductase (ferredoxin) activity
Source: RefSeq, a predicted model, not a curated record
AAAUAUCAGACGGGAUUGGUUGACCAAGGGAAACUAAACGAUCACGCCAUCGCGCAGUCGCAGAAAAUGUCAAUGGCGACAUCUCGAAAGAGCAGAAUAAAAUGUGGUAGCGGGGCGAAAACAUGACUAUGUCUCCUUCUGGGCCUGUAGUUAGUUCGUCAUUCGUUCGCUGCAGAUGCCGAACUUGAGACGAGGCCGAAGGUCCAAACCAAAAGUCUUGAAAGCAAAAACUUAUUUCUACUAGUAAUGCUCCUCCGCCGACUUCGUCGCUGAACUUCGUGACGAUGUCUUUUCUCUUUCGUAAGGCGGACUCAUCCUCUGCUGCUCCUUCAUCGACCCUGGGAUCAGAGAUGGACUCACAGAAUAUUCAGAUUCGCACGCCUGAAGAGGCCGUGGCGAGGAUCGCCUACCUGGCAAGCGAUAUAAUUGUAUCGGUCCAGUCAUCAAAGGAACAAGAAUCUGCUUUCUCCUCACAUCUGAAACGAUAUGCUGGCAGAAAGGAUCAGGGUCUGGUCGCAAGGACCGCUGGUGCAGUUCCAGAGAUCCAAACUGUUAGAUACAACACAGACCCCCUCCUGUCUGUAUUCACACCGAUUCGAUCCGGCCAACUUGUAUCAGUGACCACUGACUCGACCAUCUUAUUACCAUCCGUUGCACAUCUUUACAAGCUUGCGAACUACCCCGUCGUUCUUCAUGUUUCUCUGCGCCCCGCCCAGUCACCCGAUUACUCGGCCAUUACCGCCAUCAGGAAUUCGGGAUGGACAUUCCUUCAGUCUGAGUCGCUACAGGAGGCCCAGGACAUGGCUGUGACGGCACAUGCCUUGGCCAUCCAGUCAGGCAAAGGUGUCAUUCAUUUCUUUGAUGCGGGAUCCAGCUCGCGGGACACCCCAAUUGGCCCCGAGGAUGCUUCAGCAGUGCUGGAUAUCCUGAACUUGGGCGAUGUACGCCGCUUCCAGGCCGCCUCUGUUCAGAGCUCCAGCAUCUACGCCGAUGACGGAAGAGUCGCUGUGGUUCAUGACCAGCCUGAGCCUGCCACCAACCGCACAUCCGACUUGGCAGACUCUACAGUGUUGGAAGCUGCCUCAAAGGCAACCUCCACAGACGUUUCAGACAAGUCAAGUUCUCCCAGUGACUCGGCUGGUCCCCCGAGCGUGUCAUCGGCAACCACCAUUGAAGCCAACCCACCAGUUGUCACCUCCGAGGAAAUCUACAAGUACGUUACUGGAAUCUGGGCGCAGCUCAAGGAUCUGACACAGCGGGAGUACAAUGCUUUCGAGUGGUCAGGUCCUCAAACGGCUGACAAGGCCAUUUUCGUCUUCGGAUCAGAUGCUGGUCUCUUUGCAGAGGCUCUCGACUCGGCUUCCUCGACGGAUAUCUAUGCAAAGUCAGGAAUGAUUACCGCAAGGCUCUACCGGCCAUGGCUUGGUGCCAAGCUCAUCGAGGCCAUUCCCAAGUCGGUCACAAGGAUAGCUGUUCUGGAACAAGUCUCUCGAAAAACGACAAAAUGGGGCCCUCUUUUGAUCGAUGUGCUGACAUCAGUCAAGAGUGGAUUUGGUGGUGUUGAGCACAUUGUUGGAUACCAACUGGGAUACAUUGCACCUGAAACUGUCUCGCAAGCACUGAGGGGCGUUUUCCAGAACCUCACUUCACCUAAGCCCCUUCAGAACUUGGAGGUGGGCAACCGUGAGGCGCCUGAGGCAAGCUUGGGCUUAGACCAGCCUAAGCUUGAGACUGCUUACACUAAGAUCCUCGACCAGUUAUUCGGUAACAGAGUCUACGUCGCCAACGCUUUGAACUCGAAGAACGCAGGUAUCUCGGCGACCGUUUCAGCCAGUCCCGAGUUCGGCUUUGGAUCGCUCUUGGCCCGCAAGGAGCAUCGACAGAGAUUCAUCAAGGAAGUUAAGGAUGCUGCUAUCUCUAAGGAUUUCAUUACAGAAGCCCCUAAGGAGUGGUUAGCUAAGUGGUCCGCGACCGCCGAAGAUGCUCAGAAGGCCAGCGACUUGGCCGACGAUGUUGUCGCUCGUCUCGAGACUGACGGAUCGUCUGUUGCCCGCAAGCUGCUUUCCAGCAAGGGCCUCUUCCGAAAGGAGUCCCUCUGGUUGGUUGGCUCAGAUGCAUGGUCGUAUGACUUGGGUAACUCCGGUGUGCACCAUGUGCUAGCCUCUGGCGAGAACGUCAACAUGCUGAUCAUCGACUCAACACCCUACUCGGAGAAAUCAGCAGCUGAUGCUGCCCGUCGCAAGAAGGACAUUGGUUUGUACGCUAUGAACUUUGGUAAUGCCUAUGUCGCUUCGACUGCCGUCUACAGCUCCUACACUCAGGUUUUGCAGGCUAUGCUCGAGGCUGACAAGUUCAAUGGCCCUUCAAUCGUUUUGGCAUACCUGCCAUACUUUGGCGAGCACGAUUCUCCGCUUACCGUUUUGCAAGAGACCAAGAAGGCCGUCGAUGCCGGCUACUGGCCUUUGUAUCGAUGGAAUCCCGAGAACGAUACCAAGGGCGAGCCUAACUUCUCCUUGGAUUCAGAGCUAGUGAAGAAAGAGCUGAAGGAGUUCUUGGCUAGGGACAACCACCUGACCCAGCUGAUGCGCCGGGAACCACAAUUCGCUGCCAGUCUUGCACAAGACUUUGGCACGGAGGUUCGCGCCCAGCAAAAGCGCAAGGCUAAGGAUGCGUACAAUGAGUUGCUGGAGGGACUCUUCGGUGCUCCACUCACUAUUUUGUUCGCUUCCGACAACGGCAAUGCCCAAAACUUGGCUAAGAGACUGGGCACGAGAGGUCGGGCUAGAGGUUUGAAGACGACCGUCAUGGCUAUGGAGGAUUACCCUGUCGAGGACCUUCCUUCUGAGGAGAAUAUUGUCUUUAUUACUGCAACGGCAGGCCAAGGAGAGUUCCCUCAGAAUGGUAUUCCUUUCUGGCACGCCAUCAAGGACAACACUGAUCUAGACUUGGCUUCAGUCAACUAUUCUGUCUUCGGUCUUGGUGACAAGCACUACUGGCCUCGUAAGCAGGACAGAGUGUACUACAACAAGCCAGCCAAGGACUUGGAUCGCAAGAUCGACAGCUUCGGUGCCAAGCGUCUCGCCGAGAUUGGUCUCGGCGAUGACCAAGAUCCCGAUGGUUUCCAGACGGGAUACUCAGACUGGGAACCUCGGCUCUGGCAAUCUCUCGGCGUCGCCAACAUCGAGGGUCUUCCCGACGAGCCGCCGCCGAUCACCAACGAGGACAUGAAGAUUGCGUCUAACUUCUUGCGUGGCACCAUUGUCGAGGGGUUGAAUGACCUGUCCACCGGUGCUAUUUCGGCCUCCGACCAGCAGCUCACCAAGUUCCAUGGUACCUACAUGCAAGAUGAUCGUGAUGUUCGUGACGCGCGCAAGGCCCAAGGUCUUGAGCCCGCUUACUCCUUCAUGAUUCGUUGCAGACUGGCUGGUGGCGUUUCCACACCCAAGCAAUGGGUUCAGAUGGAUGACAUCAGCAACGAGCUGGGUAACGAGACGAUGAAGCUUACCACCAGACAAACAUUCCAGUUCCACGGUGUCAUUAAGGGCAAACUCAAGCCCGCCAUGCAGGCCAUUAACCGCGCAUUAAUGACUACUAUUGCCGCUUGUGGUGAUGUAAACAGAAAUGUCAUGUGCAGCUCCCUACCUACUCAGUCCAAGUAUCACAGACAAGUUUACGCCGUCUCACAGAAGAUCAGCGACCAUUUGCUACCAGCUACUACGGCUUACCAUGAGAUCUGGCUGCAAGAUGACAAGGAGAAGAAGCUUGUUGCUGGUGAUGCUGUCCAGGACUUUGAGCCUCUUUACGGACCCACUUACCUGCCAAGAAAGUUCAAGAUCACCAUUGCCAUUCCUCCCCACAACGAUACCGAUGUCUAUGCACAUGAUGUAGGUCUGAUUGCUAUUAAGGGCGAAGACGGCACCCUAGCUGGUUUCAACGUUCUUGCUGGUGGUGGUAUGGGUGCCACUCACAACAACAAGAAGACUUAUCCCCAGACCGGUCGCAUGAUGGGUUAUGUCAGAGCCUCGGAGGCACACAUUGCCUGCGAGAAGAUCAUGCUGGUUCAACGUGACCAUGGUGAUCGUAAGAACCGCAAGCACGCCCGUCUCAAGUACACCAUUGACGAUCUCGGUGUCGACGUCUUCCGCGGUAAGGUCGAGGCCAUGUGGGGUAAGGCUUUCGAGCCUGAGAAACCCUUCCACUUCCAGAGCAAUAUCGAUACGUUCGGUUGGCAGAAGGAUGAGAACGGUCUCAACCAUUUUACUUUCUUCAUCGAGAACGGUCGUAUCGAGGAUACUGCCGAGUUCCAAAUGAAGACUGGUCUGCGUGAGAUCGCCAAGCUUGACAAGGGCGAGUUCCGCUUGACAGGCAACCAGCAUUUGAUCAUAUCCAACGUGACAGAUGAGGACUUGCCGCAAAUCAAGGAUAUGAUGGCCAAGUACAAGCUUGACAACAUCCAAUUUUCUGGCCUCCGCCUCAGCUCUUCUGCCUGUGUUGCUUUCCCCACUUGCGGUCUUGCUAUGGCUGAGUCUGAGCGUUACCUCCCAGUCCUCAUCUCCAAGCUUGAGGAUUGCCUUGAAGAGAACGGUCUGCGCCAAGACUCUAUUGUCAUGCGUAUGACUGGUUGUCCCAACGGUUGUGCUCGUCCAUGGCUUGCCGAGGUUGCUUUUGUCGGCAAGGCUUUCGGCGCUUACAACAUGUACCUUGGUGGUGGUUACCACGGUCAGCGUCUCAACAAGCUAUACCGAUCCAGCAUCAAGGAGGACGAGAUUCUCGACAUCAUGAAGCCACUGUUGAAGAGGUACGCCACGGAACGUGAGGAGGGCGAGAGAUUUGGUGACUUCUGCAUCCGCGUUGGUGUCAUUGCUGAGACCAAGGGCGGACAGGACUUCCAUAACAACGUAAGUUUUCAUGAAUCUGUUGACGUGUAGUGCACUACUAAUAUGGUCAUAGGUUGCCGAGGACGAGUCCGACGAGGAAUAGACAAACAAAUUCUAUGUGUCAUGAAGAUAUUUGGUCAUGUAAAUAGUCAUCAUAGUCGGCGUUCUCCGGGGCAGGGAGGUAGGCGUUCAAACAGCAUCUGUUAUCAAAUUUAAGAAACUUUUAUUUCAUUUUACAA